Messenger RNA from Oppia nitens, 712 nucleotides. Its product is annotated as ubiquitin-conjugating enzyme E2 2-like. Lineage: Eukaryota; Metazoa; Arthropoda; Arachnida; Sarcoptiformes; Oppiidae. The transcript has a single exon. The record is from RefSeq and is a predicted model, not a curated record. The coding region runs from base 183 to 656 and encodes 157 amino acids.
AAAAAGGCCGUUUAAAAAUCAUUAGCCCAAUAGGCAACAGGCGAUAGACAGACAUAAACGGCGACGAGCGGUGUGUCCAUCAUCAGUGAACAAUCAAUCGGGUGAUCAGUUUCUUUUCGGUGACGACAAUCAAUCAUUUUGGUCCACAAUUUCUUUCAUUUUUUGUCACAGUAGUAGAGUAAAUGGCACUCAAAAGGAUACAAAAAGAGUUGCAAGAGUUGCAAAAAGAUCCGCCGCCCAGAUGUUCGGCACAGCCAGUCGGUGACGACCUAUUUUCAUGGCAGGGCGUUAUAGAAGGUCCGCCCGACACGCCAUACGAAGGCGGUGCCUUCAAAAUCAAGAUACAGUUUCCGAAAGACUAUCCGUUUCAUGCGCCGCACAUUAAAUUCACGACAAAAAUAUAUCACCCGAACAUUACACCCGACGGUUCCAUAUGUCUGGACACACUCAAGAAGAACUGGAGCUGCGCUUUCACUAUCACUCAAGUAAUGCUAUCAAUACAACAGCUCCUAUCGGAUCCCAAUCCGGCCGAUCCAUUGGUUCCACAAAUUGCCCGACAAUAUCAAACUAAUCGACAAGAAUACAAUAGAGUAGCCAAACGCUGGACUACUAUAUAUGCCAAACAAAAUGAUAAUCAAACCAAUGAAAAAAAAUAAUAGCAAUUCCUAUGAAAUGAUUAUUUUAAUGAUUACAAGUUUUAUGUUUUAAUCCA